CCAAAGUGAACAGUAGCCAACAUGUCAGGGUGGGAGUUGUAUUACAAAAUCGAGGGCGAUGAAGAAGCAGAAGAGGAACAAGAAGAGAACCUUGAAGCAAGUGGAGACUAUAAAUAUUCAGGAAGACAUAGUUUGAUUUUUUUGGUUGAUGCCUCCAGGGCUAUGUUUGAAUCUCAGAGUGAAGAUUUGACUCCUUUUGACAAGAGCAUCCAGUGUAUCCAACGUGAGUUGGAUAAUCCAAGUGCAAAACAAAUUCUAGAGCUUGACCAGUUUAAGGGGCAGCAGGGACAAAAAUGUUUCCAAGACCUGAUGGGCCACAGAUCUGACUACUCGCUCAGUGAAGUGCUGUGCAUCUGUGCCAGCCUCUUUAGUGAUGUACAAUUCAAGGUAAGUCAUACGAGGAUCAUGCUGUUCACCAGUGAAGACAACCCUCAUGGCAAUGACAGUGCUAAAACCAGCCGGGCCAAGACUGAGGCCAGUGAUCUCUGAGAUCCAGGCAUCUUCCUUGACUUGAUGCACCUGAAAAAACCUGGGGGCUUUGACAUAUCCUUGUUCUAUAGAGAUACCAUCAACAUAGCGGAGGAUGAGGACCUCAGGGUUCGCUUUGAGGAAUCCAGCAAGCUAGAAGACCUGUUGCAGAAGCUUUGCGCCAAGGAGAUCAGGAAGCAAGCACUCAGCAGGUUAAAGCUGAAGCUCAACAAAGAUAUAGUGAUCUCUGUGGGCAUUUGUAGUCUGGUCCAGAAGGCUCUCAAGCCUCCUCCAAUAAAGCUCCAUCAGGAAACAAAUGAACUAGUGAAAACCAAGACCCUGACGUUUAACACAAAUACAUGCAGUUUGCUUCUGCCUAGUGAUACCAAGAGGUCUCAGAUCUGUGGAAGUCAUCAGAUUAUACCGGAAAAAGAGGAACCAGAAGAGCUAAAAUGGUUUAAUGAUCCAGGUUUGAUGCUCAUGGGUUUCAAACCCUUGCUAAUGCUGAAGAAGCACCAUUACCUGAGGCCCUCCCUGUUCGUGUACCCUGAGGAGUCGCUGAUGAUUGGGAGCUCAAUCCUGUUCAGCACUCUGCUCAUCAAGUGUCUGGAGAAGGAGGUCAUAGCAUUGUGCAGAUUCACACCCCACAGGAACAUUCCCCCUUAUUUUGUGGCUUUGGUGCCACAGGAAGAGGAGUUGGAUGACCAGAAAAUUCAGGUGACUCCUCCAGGUUUCCAGCUGGUCUUUUUACCCUUCACUGAUGAUAAAAUGAAGAUGCGCUUUACUGAAAAGGUCAAGGUCAUGGCAACUCCAGAGCAGAUGGACAAGAUGAAGGCUAUUAUUCAGAAGCUCUGCUUCAUAUACAGAAGUGACAGCUUUGAGAAUCCCGUGCUGCAGCAGCACUUCAGGAACCUGGAGGCCUUGGCCUUGGAUUUGAUGGAGCCUGAACAAGCAGUAGAUGUGACAUUGCCCAAGGUUGAAGCAAUGAAUAAAAGACUGGGAUCUCUGGUGGAUGAGUUUAAAGAGCUUGUUUACCUGCCAGAUUACAAUCCUGAAGGGAAAGUUACCAAGAGAAAGCACGAUAACGAAGCUUCUGGGAGCAAAAGGCCCAAGAUGGAGUAUUGAGAAGAGAAGCUGAAGACCCACAUCAGCAAGGGCACGCUGGACAAAUUCACUGUGCCCAUGCUGAAAGAGGCCUGCCGGGUGGACGGGCUGAAGAGUGCACUAAAGAAGCAGGAGCUGCUGGAAGCCCUCACCACGCACUUCCAGGACUGA
Molecule: messenger RNA, 1743 nt
Organism: Nomascus leucogenys (northern white-cheeked gibbon)
Lineage: Eukaryota; Metazoa; Chordata; Mammalia; Primates; Hylobatidae
Product: X-ray repair cross-complementing protein 6-like
Exons: 4
Biological process (GO): cellular response to X-ray; telomere maintenance; cellular response to gamma radiation
Cellular component (GO): nucleus; Ku70:Ku80 complex
Molecular function (GO): double-stranded DNA binding; DNA helicase activity; telomeric repeat DNA binding
Source: RefSeq, a predicted model, not a curated record